UUCUAAUCGCCAUCAUGGGGUUCCAAGACACAUGGUUUUCUCACCCAAGGAAAUACGGUGCAGGAUCAAGAAGCUGCCGAGUGUGUAGCAAUACUCAUGGUUUGAUACGUAAAUAUGGUUUAAAUAUCUGCAGACGAUGUUUUAGACAUUAUGCAAGAGAAAUUGGAUUUAAGAAGUACAAUUAAGAUGUUGAGAUGUGAUGUUUAUGAUGAAACAAGACAGCGUAAUGGUCUUAUAUAUCAAAGUACAGUACAAGAAAGAUUACAAGAAAAUGCUGUACAUUUAUUAAUUUUUAAAUAAACAUUAUGUCCUCAACA
Lottia gigantea (owl limpet) is the source of this 317-nucleotide messenger RNA. RefSeq lists its product as hypothetical. The coding region runs from base 15 to 185 and encodes 56 amino acids. NCBI's taxonomy places the organism in Eukaryota, Metazoa, Mollusca, Gastropoda, Lottiidae. Gene Ontology annotation, cellular component: cytosolic small ribosomal subunit; ribosome. The transcript is spliced from 3 exons. Gene Ontology annotation, molecular function: structural constituent of ribosome; zinc ion binding. The record is from RefSeq and is a predicted model, not a curated record. Gene Ontology annotation, biological process: translation.